CCAACAAGAACUUAAAGCCUUUGUUCAAAAAAAUGGUAAAAAUCAUCGACUUUAUUCAAAAAAGCUUGCAACAGUUUGGACAACUCAUACAAAACAGCCUAUUUCUGCUGUUACUAUACACUGGAAUCUUAAGAAAGUUAGAUUUACAUUUUAUAUAUCUCAUAAAAAACCUGUAAUGACAGAAGUAUAUCAUCAGGUUCAUCUCAAAUGGGCUCAUAUACACAAAAAUUAG
This is a messenger RNA of Funneliformis mosseae, 232 nucleotides long. The record is from the annotation of a GenBank genome assembly. Lineage: Eukaryota; Fungi; Glomeromycota; Glomeromycetes; Glomerales; Glomeraceae.